AUGGUGCUUAAAAUGGACGAAAAAGAUGACUUUUUUGGCAUUCAUGACGCCACGGAAACACCCCUUCCACGGCAUAUGGAAGCUGCAAUCAUGUUACGAUCCAGGACAAUGAGGAAAAAACAUCGUGAAGCUCCGGAUAAACAAAAUGUUGUUUCAGAACAGAGAUUAGCUCAGCGACGCCCAGAGGAUGCAUCUUCAAAUAACUUCGUAGCAGAUUCCAAUGAGGAUACUGGAUAUGGUGACAGUGCUAAUGGUGCAGAUGGCGAGGAUAUUCAAUCAUUUGAAAUAUUGGACUUAAAGACAUACAAAGAUAUAGGUCUAAAGAAAAUAUGGGAUAAAAUUGAACCGGUAUGGAGAAUGAGCGAUGAAGACUUAGUUAACGUAAUGACUAGUCGGAUUAUUUAUGAAGACGAGGAACUUAUUGCAUUCGACAAGCCAUAUCAAGUGGCCUAUUCAAACGCGCCCAGCAAUCAAGCCGAAUUGUUACGUAUUCUUCCUAAACUUUCUUCUCGAAUAGCACCAAAUAUGGAUUGUUUGCGAAUCGUUAAAUCCAUUGGAAAAUCUGUUACCGGAGUGAUAUUGUUUGCAAAGAAUCAAAAUGCUCAGGAAAAAAUAAAAGUUUUGUACGAUAAUGGAUUAAUGGAGCAGUGCUACCACGUCAUUACAAAUAUGGCACCUGCGCAUCAAGAAGCUGCUAUCAAUAUUCCUCUUGUCAAAUGUACAAGGAAAAAUAACAAUUACAUGAUGUUACCGUUGGGUGCAAACAACAGCAAAGAAAUUCCUCCGUUUUUGGAAGCAAGUACGCAUUAUCGACUUCUCAAGCAUGACCCCAAAAACCAUACCAGUUACAUGGAGUGUUUCGUCAAUCGUGAUGUUCCGGAGCAAAUACGUGCUCAUCUUGGUAUUGGUAUAGCAUGUCCCAUUAUCGGUGAUGUAAAAUACAAUUAUAGUCGUCGAGAAGCAGGAAGAGGGAUUCCACCACGAUUAUCGGAUAGUGCGUUACAGGACUUAAAUAUUGCCGGUAAUUCAUUCCGUCGACUACCAAUGUAUAUACAUUUGAAAGAAAUGGUUAUUUCACUAUCGAAACGAAGCUCACAAAAAAUUCAUAUUUGUGCUCCGUUACCAUCCUUUUUUAUGUAUACUUUAAACAAAUUACGAUUGUUGAGGAAAUAAAAUUUACAAACGAUA
Loa loa (African eye worm) is the source of this 1188-nucleotide messenger RNA. RefSeq lists its product as hypothetical. Gene Ontology annotation, molecular function: pseudouridine synthase activity; RNA binding. NCBI's taxonomy places the organism in Eukaryota, Metazoa, Nematoda, Chromadorea, Rhabditida, Onchocercidae. Gene Ontology annotation, biological process: pseudouridine synthesis. Bases 1 to 1173 code for a protein of 390 amino acids. The record is from RefSeq and is a predicted model, not a curated record. The transcript is spliced from 8 exons.